Molecule: messenger RNA, 5517 nt
Organism: Leptopilina boulardi
Lineage: Eukaryota; Metazoa; Arthropoda; Insecta; Hymenoptera; Figitidae
Gene: E(Pc)
Product: enhancer of polycomb homolog 1
Exons: 10
Coding region: 389-3010 (873 amino acids)
Biological process (GO): regulation of transcription by RNA polymerase II
Cellular component (GO): piccolo histone acetyltransferase complex
Source: RefSeq, a predicted model, not a curated record
GAAAAUAGUAAUGCCGAGCGUGCAAAUGGCUGAGCGUCGGCCAUCAUGGCUUUAAGUAGGGACCGUGUCACGCGAACAUGUUUUUUAAGUAAAAAAUCUUACCUGACGCGUGUGUAAUCGUGUCGAGUGACAAUGGCUACGCGAAAAUGAGGCCCUGAGCGUCCUCCGUGUGGGGUGAUCCGGUCGUAGGGCCCCAGCCAGGCCCAACCCUAAACAAGACUCACGCCCCGACAAAUCGACCCCACUUCCCCCCUCGUCACACACACACACACGGGUUCCCUUGUGUUCCCUUCAAGUUUAUUAUCUACAUAUAUUUUUUUUCAUUCUCUUGCCAAAACACGGCAGUUGUUGAUUGUUUUUGCGCCAUUGAAAAUACAACUUUGUCAACAUGAGUAAAGUUUCGUUCAGGGCGCGCCCCCUGGAAGCGUUCAAGCCCAUGCCAAUAUACAUGGCCGAGGAACUCCCUGAUCUUCCUGAUUAUUCAGCCAUCAAUCGUGUUGUGCCUCAAAUGCCAAGCGGAAUGGAAAAAGAGGAAGAAUGCGAGCAUCAUCUUCAAAGAGCGAUGAGCAAAGGGUUAAUCAUUCCUACCCCUGAGGUAACAAAUUUAACUGAAGAAAAUAUCUACGACAGAAUUUAUCCCGCUGACUACAAAUUACCUCGACAGCUUAUUCACAUGCAACCCUUCGCAAUGGAGCAGGACAUUCCAGAUUAUGACAUGGAUUCCGAGGACGAAAGAUGGGUCGGAAUUCAAAGUCGAAAAAUGGACUUGACUCCUCUGCAGUUCGAGGAAAUGAUGGAUAGACUCGAGAAAAGCUCUGGUCAAACUGUUGUCACUCUCAACGAGGCAAAAGCGCUUCUAAAAGAAGAUGACGAUCUCAUCAUUGCAGUUUUUGACUAUUGGCUCAACAAACGUCUCAAAACGCAACAUCCGUUACUUUUGACGGUGAAAACGGAACAUCGUAUUGGUUCGGCAGUAAACAAUCCGUAUCUCGCAUUCCGACGACGAGCUGAAAAAAUGCAAACGCGUAAAAUUCGUAAAAAUGACGAGACAAGUUAUGAAAAAAUGCUCAAGUUGCGACGUGAUCUCAGCAGAGCUGUCACUCUUCUCGAGUUGGUGAAAAGACGCGAGAAAACGAAACGAGAGCAUCUUCAUUUGACUAUCGAAGUCUACGAAAAGAGGUAUCAAGCGCAGGACUUUAGUGGACAAAUUCUCACGGAAGUUUCGGCAUUGAAGACUUCAAGACCGGCUUUCGCUCCACUCUUCACAAAUCAGUUUGGUGUUCAUCAAAAUUGGGCCAAUAAAGUUUGUGGAAAGGACGAAGUGAUUCCGAGGAAGGAGAAACGACAGUACAAGAAGCGAAAACACAAACCGGACACAAGAGGAGGUCUAGAUGAUGUGAGAGGUGGUACGGGAAGUAGCGGAGGUCGAGGAAGUCGAGCGGCUCUUGGAAGCGGGCUGGACCCGCUGAUCAGUUCAGAUGAAGACAGUCCUCUUCCGUCUCACUCGCACACUCAACCUUCGCUUCCUUUGGAUCGCACUGAUGACGACACGACUGACGAGGGUCAAUUCGCAUUCAAGCGAACCAGAUAUAAUUCUUACUUAUCGCCUGUAUCAGGUGGAUAUGGAAAUUGGCCUUGGUGCGAUAGAGAUGAAGGUGGAUUAGCCGACAAAAGAUUCAGGUUCGCCCUGACGAGCAUUAGUAAACCGACUCCAAGGUGCAUUGGCCUUGCAAGACGACGAGUUGGUCGAGGCGGCAGAGUAAUUUUGGACCGUUGUCCAAGCGAUAUGGACGACAUGUGGUCUUCUUUGGAUUUCACGAUACAUGAACCAAAACGAGAAUCGAUUGAUCCAACGGCGACUGCCACAACUACGACUGCAGUUAAGAAACAAAUAUUGCACUUCCGGCCGAAGACGCCACCAAUGUCGCAGAGUGCUCCGAGUGAGUCAGGCGGCAGCAGUUGUGGUAACAGCAGUGACUCCGACUCGGAAACAGAGCCAUCGUCUCACCUGAGGCCGGAGCCAAUGGCCCCCUAUCCCUUCCCGGCGGAGGUGACGUCAAUAUGCGUUGACGUUGAGUCUGAUCGUCCCGGUGACGAGCCGCCCUUCACAUCUGAAUUCAAUAUAUCGGACUAUUUCUCAACGGACGCGUUGUCGGACUUUGAUUUGGCGGUUGGCAGUGCAUUGCCAACAAUCACGAACAAUAAUACUCCGAGCGAGUCGCGAACAGACGAACUCGAUCAACUCGGAUCAUCUCGUUUCAUUUUGAGUACGGAGAACUCAGUCUUUACCCCGCCGCCAAAUCGACCCCCCCAGUGCAGUGCUAGUGAUAAUGUAAGUACAAAUUCGACAAAUUUCCUCAUCUCGUCCUCAAGUUCAACGUCGUCACUCUCGUCCUCCUCCUCCUCGUCAUUUGCGACGCCCAUCACAAUGUCGUCGUCAUCGUCGUCGUUGUCGACAACGCACGAACAGUCGCAAUCGCCCCUCACUCAUCGAACCGAAGUCCAACUAAACAAACUGUCUAAAACAAGACAAUUUGUCAAUAACACUUGUUCUUCUUCUUCUUCAUCUUCUUCUGUUGCCGCCGCCACCGCUUCGAUACUAUCGAAAUCGCUAACUAGUCCAACGAACAAUAAAAGUAACGUAGGCGGUGCCAAAGUUCUCGGGAAUAUGGGAAACGGACAUCAGAAUGGACCAUUGGUUGUUCACAAUUCCAAUACAAAUAAUCUUCAGAACAGCCAUCUUUCCAACAAUCAAUCGACCAUCAUUCUCCAAACGCAGAAGCAAGCGCCGUCCAAUUUGCUGCCGGGUAUCAUCACCCAGAACAACAAACUCGUCAGCCUCAGACAGCAGAUUCCAACGUCCGGGGAAAUUACGCUUAAAAGUAGUAAUAGUGAAGGAAUGGAAAUGGAAGUAGAUGGAGUGGAAUCAUCGGCGUGUGAUGGGAAGCCACAACAACAGCAAUUAGUGCGAACGAGUAAAACAAAUUCACUCGCAAUGGAAGUGACAUGAUGCCUGCUAUUGGCACCCCUGUUGUUGCCAUUUCGUCACUGGGGGCUUCGCUGACUUUACCUUGCCGAUGUCUACCUAAUCUACUUUUUUUUUCUUCCGUUUUCGGUUCAUUUUUUUUUUUUUUUUUUUUUUUUUUCUUUGACACUGGCUACAGACUGCGUACACUCUUUCGGCGCUUUCCUCCUCUUCGCUCAUCGACGCUUUCGCCACGACUCGAUAAAAAAAAAAACAUCGAAAAUUUUCCCCUUUCAUCAAUUCAUUAAAAAAAAAAUUCAAAAUUGCAAAUUUUUCUCCUAGUUUCAUUGGCUCUUUUUUUUUAAACUAAUGAAAUAUAUUUUUUUUUGAAAUUUGUAAAAAUUUCAAUUUUUGCGUUUAUGUCAUUUUUUUUUAUUUAUUUAAAAAAAAUUCUAUAUUUUCGAGUAUCUCGAUAGUUUGUAAAUAAUAAUUUAUAAGUUUCGAUAUUUAUCGAUCGGUUGUUUUUUUUUACAAAAAUAUUUUGCGCAAAUUGUCAAAAAUGUACAAAAAAAAAAAGAAAAUAUUGCGAAUUACACAAAUUUUUUGCAAUUUUGUGCAAUUUCUUCUAAAUUGAAAAAAGGAUUUUCAAUAACUAUAUAUAGCAAUUUUAAAUCUAGUCGUGGUACUGAAUUUCCAGACGCGCUGAAAAUUCCUGUUGUGAAUUUUUCUCUCGACCCCCCCCCCCCCACCCACAUAUUGUACUUGAUAUUCCAUAAAAAAUAAGUCAUCGUUCUUCCAAGCAAGUCACUUUUCUCGAGGUUCGAAUAUCUUCGCGUCUUUUAAGUUCAAAAAAAAGGAAAUUGAGUCUGAAAAUCGGAACUUUUUUUCAAAAAUUCGAAACGAUUGAAUAUAUUGAUGAAUUUAUUGUUUUCAAUUAUUUUUUUUUGUAAAUUAAUUUAAAUUAUUUAAUAAUAAUAAUAAUUACAAAUGAGAUUAAUGAUUGAAAAAUUUAUUAUUUUUUUUUUGUAAAUUACAAAUCAAAAAAUUUUCCGAUUUUUGAACUUGAAUUUUCGAAUAUUGUGUCUGGAAAUUGAAAGGCCGUCGUCGAGAGUUGACCUCGAAAAUAAUUAUUAGCGUCGGGACCUACGAGGUAUACACAACGGGUAUAUCGUGACACUCUUGUCUUUCAUGUUUAGUAGCCGCGAACGGUUUAUACAAAAAAAAAGUACAUAACGCUUUACGAAAUUAGGGUAAUAUUUAUUGUGAGAAGAUUCAAAGUCUCUAAAUUUUUUAACUUCGCUCACUUGGGCUAAAAAGUUCUCCUUUUUUGCAUCUAACUUCAAAAAAAAAAAAUGACUAAAUACGUUUAAUAUCUUUUCCAAUAAAAUUAAGAAAACCUAACAUUUCCAAGUGAAAAUAAAAUAAUUUAAAAACAAAAUUUUACGGAAAUAAAUUAAAAUUCACUUUAAAAAAAAAUUAUAAAAGAAUUUUAUUUGUUAAUAUCGAAUUAAUUUCAAUUUAAUAGAAAAUAUUGGCCAAAUUGAGCGAAGUUGAAGAAUUGGAAUGAUACGGUUUUUGUCGUUUAACGCGGACGCGGAUUUAAAAAAAGAAAAUAAGGAGAGAGAAUGAGAGAGUGAGAGUGAAAGUGAGAAUCUGUUGGCACGAAACGACAGUGACAUUAACGAAUCUAAAUGUACACAAGUUAUUCGUAUUAAAGGGUCUUAGCUUACCUGUAUCUAUAAUCCAUAGGCGUACACUCGCUCUUCUACGUAACAGUCUGUGCGCUCUUGUUAAAAAAAAACAAACAAACAAAAACAGUCUAUUACAAAAAAAGACAUCUUCUCGAAUCUCUUCAUUUUUCUCUCAUUUCAAUUGAUUCAAAAAAUUAUUCACAGAACGAAUCGAGAAGAUUUUCCAAAAAAAAAAAAUUCUACUUUAUUUAUUACAUUGAAAAUUUCAAAAUUGUUUGAAAUAAAUUUUGUAAAUAUUUUUAAAUUAUUUGAAAGGAAGAAAAAGAAUUUUGAAAGAAUUUUUUUAUGAGUAAAGAAAAUAUUUCAAAAGAAUUAUAAUAAACUAUCAGAAAUAUAAAUAUAAAUAUAUAUAUAGUCAGUUUAUUUGAAAAUUUCGUCAUUUUUGGUUUUUGAAAUCAAACGAGAGCGAAGAGCCUUCGUUCCUUUUGUACACUUAACUCGAGUCUUCGUGCUUAAACUCGCAUCUGAAAAUGUAAUUUUUCAAAACAAAAAAAAAAUAAAUAAAUAAAUAAAAAUAACAGCACCGCAGAUUAAAUAUAAGGGAUUUUAAUAAGGCUGCGGUGCUUAAAAAUACGUGGGAAACAUAAACGAUGGGAAAUGAGGAUGUUUAAAUAAUAAUAAUGAAAAAAAAAAAAAAUACUGUACAUAUAAAAAUAAUUACGCUUACUGUAUCUCUUACUUUUAGGUGAUCAAUUAAAUGUAAUUAAUGUUGUUGUGGUAGGCGCACAGCGAUGUGUAAGAAAACUAUGAAUAAUUCGAAACAAUUUUAGGAGGAGUAAUAAAGAAAUUUUAUCCUGAAAA